UUUUUCUGGCAUUUCAUUUACUAUAUACUCUGCUCUUUUUUUGACUAAGGUAAUAAUGGAGCCCAAGAGCAGAGCAGUUGGUGGCACCGAACACAGUUGGUGUUCAGCCGUGCCCGGCGGCACCGGCAUUGCUGUUUUGGCCAUCCUCACCUCAAAAGUUUCGGAGCUAUUACCUCUCCAAAACGCCCUCCAGAAACUCCAACAUUCCCAUCCUAUCCUUAUGUCAAGACUCCUUUACAACCCUGCUUUGAACACUGCUAGUCCCUUCUCUUUUAUCACUUCUCCUAAUGCUUUUAUUCAACUCAAAACAUUUGAUCUCGCAUCAACUUCUGAUAUUCUUGAACAUUGUCGUUUAAAUGCCGACCCCGAAACCGAACCAAUCUCUCCCUUUCAUGUGAUUAUGGAGCAUGAGCUGAACCUGAACAGCUGGUGCAGUAGUACUGAUAUUAGCAGCAAAAGUGACUUGUUUUAUGCCACCAACUAUGCUUUGGAGGAUGGGAAGUGGGUGCUGGUGCUCCGGCUUCACGUAUCGGCCUGUGACCGGACCACCGCUGUGUCAUUGCUGAAAGAGUUGUUGAUGUUAGCAAGUGGAGAGGAGGGUGGUGGAGGAGGUGUAGAGAAGGAGAUGUGUAGCAAAGAAGAGGUUGGUUUGGGAAUUGAAAGUCUGAUUCCUAAUGGGCUGGCUAAGAAGGCUCUAUGGGCUCGUGGGAUGAAUAUGGUUGGUUACUCUGUGGAUUCACUUCGGCUGUCCAACUUGAAAUUCAACGAUGUCAAAUCACCAAGGUAUUCUCAAGUGGUGAGGCUGCAGAUGGACCAGUUCGAGACUGAGAGGCUUGUCACUGGUUGCAAAGACAGAGGAAUCAAACUAUGUGGAGCACUAGUUGCUGCUGGACUAAUUGCUGCUCAUAGCUCUAGAAGUCAUAAAUAUUAUAAGCAGAAGAAGUAUGGAGUUGUAACCCUCACGGAUUGCCGUUCAAUUUUGGAGCCUCCCCUGUCCAGUCAUAAUUUUGGAUUUUACCAUGCCGCCAUCAUGAACACACAUGUCAUGAAAGGAACAGAAAAGCUAUGGGAAUUAGCGACAAAAGCAUACAUGUCCAUGGCAAAUUCCAAGAAGAGCAACAAGCACUUCUCAGAUAUGGCAGACCUGAACUUCCUCAUGCGCAAGGCCGUUGAAAGCCCUGGACUGACCGCCGCAUCCUCCUUGAGAACAUCAGUCAUCUCAGUCUUUGAAGAUACCGUGGUCGAUGACACUCGCAAAACCCUAAAAGAGGCGGUUGGGCUUGAGGACUACAUGGGCUGUUCUUCGGUCCAUGGCAUUGGGCCUUCUAUUGCUCUCUUUGAUACGAUACGGGACGGACGGUUGGACUGCGUUUGCGUUUAUCCGGCGCCGUUGCAUUCGAGGGAACAAAUGGUUGAGCUGGUCGGGAAUAUGAAGAGGGUUCUUGUGGAGGGCUGCAACGACGUCGUAGUGUGAGAAUAAGGGAUUUGGUAUUGUAGUGGGCUUUGGGCUUUCUAACCAUUUGCUUAUGCACUUAUGCAGUAUGGGCAUCGACAUAUAAAACCCAUUAAUUUUUAUAGUUUAUUUUAUUUGGCAUGAUAUAUUAUUAAGACAAAACUCUGUGUCUGUAUGGGCGUUAUAUAUAUAUUAAAAAAUGAAGAAAACUCUAUCCUGCACUGUGGUGUUCUUAUCCA
Molecule: messenger RNA, 1692 nt
Organism: Tripterygium wilfordii
Lineage: Eukaryota; Viridiplantae; Streptophyta; Magnoliopsida; Celastrales; Celastraceae
Exons: 3
Coding region: 56-1474 (472 amino acids)
Source: RefSeq, a predicted model, not a curated record